This is a messenger RNA of Poeciliopsis prolifica (blackstripe livebearer), 2976 nucleotides long. RefSeq names its product gastrula zinc finger protein XlCGF57.1-like. The record is from RefSeq and is a predicted model, not a curated record. Gene Ontology annotation, biological process: regulation of cytokine production; negative regulation of transcription by RNA polymerase II; regulation of immune system process. Lineage: Eukaryota; Metazoa; Chordata; Actinopteri; Cyprinodontiformes; Poeciliidae. The transcript is spliced from 3 exons. The coding region runs from base 371 to 1915 and encodes 514 amino acids.
CUUUGUGAGCAGCCGCGCGGUUCUUCUCCGCGGUUCCGCUGAGGAAAACCGUCCAGGUUCGUGUCGGUGGCAGCAGCUUUCUGUUUUUACUGUUGGAGCGGUAAAUCCGAGCCGAACCGACCGGAAGUCAGGUUCCAGCCUGGUUUUUGUUCUGGAGGGAGCUAACAGUCCGCUAGCCUUCCGCUAACCGCCACGUUUUUCUUCUCCUCAGAACCGAACCUUUCUUGACCCGGUUCUGGUGACACAGCGUCUCCCUUCCAGAACCGAGCAGUGCUGAGCACCGAGGACGAACCGAACCGAACCAGCGACCGGACAAAGUUUGUUCGGCUGAGUUUUGGCGCAGCAAGCGGAAGUCCAGUUUGGAUCCAAGAUGGAAGGUCUGGUGGAACCAACUCUGCUGUGGGUCAAGGAGGAAGAGGAGAAACUGGAGAUAAAGGAGGAAGAGGAGGAACUGGAGAUAAAGGAGGAAGAGGAGGAACUGGAGAUAAAGGAGGAAGAGGAGGAACUUUGCAUUAAGCAGGAAGAAAAUGAUGAUGAAGGCUCAGGAUCCAGCAGAGGACACAACCAGGAUUUGAAGUCCAGUUUGGGUCAGAAGACACCAGAUACUCCAGAGACCAACAAUGAAGAGCAUGAAUCUGAACCUCAGCAGUUAAAAAAGCCGGACAGUGGGGUCUGCGUCAUGCACGCUUUGACUCCAGCAUACUUAAUUCUUCAAAUGAGUUCUCACCAAGGUCAGAAGAAUUUAGCCUGUCAGCUCUGUGGAAAGACUUUUCUCUACAAAUGUAAACUGAAAUACCACCUAAGAACUCACACGGGCGAAAAGCUGGUCUCUUGUCAGACUUGUGGAAAAACGUUUCUCUGGCAAAGUAAACUGAAAGAACACAUGAGGAGUCACACGGGGGAGAAGCCUUUCUCAUGUCAGACCUGUGGGAAAACUUUUACUGAGAAAAGCAAAUUGAAGCAGCACAUGAGAACUCACACUGGUGAGGUUUUUUCAUGUGAGACCUGUGGAAAAACCUUCAUGUGGCAUAGUCAGCUGCUAGGCCACGUCAGAACCCACACAGGAGAAAAGCCUUUCUCAUGCGAGUUCUGUGGAAGAGCUUUCACUGUGGAAAGUAAAUGGAAAUACCACAUGAAAGCUCACACAGGUGAGACUUUCUCUUGUGAGACCUGUGGAAAAACUUUCACCUUGCAAUGUGCUUUGAGGGACCACAUGAAAACUCACACAGGUGAGAAGCCUUUUUCAUGUGAGACCUGUGGGAAAGCUUAUAUGAGGCAGAGCACUUUGAGGGACCACAUAAGAACUCACACUGGUGAGAAGCCUUUUUUGUGUCAGACUUGUGGAAAAGCUUUUAACCGGCAAAGUAGCUUGAGUCUCCACAUAAACUUGCACACAGGUGAGAAGCCUUUCUCAUGUCAGACCUGUGAAAGAAAAUUCAGUUUGAAAAGUCAAUUGAUUUUUCACAUGAGAAUUCACUCUGGUGAGAAACCUUAUUCAUGCCAGAUAUGUGGAAAAAAAUUUAGGGUUAAAGCUCGGUUGACAGUUCACAUGAGAAUUCACACGGGUGAGAAACCUUUCGCAUGCCAGAUGUGUGGCAAAUCUUUCACCCACCAGAAUUCUUUGAAUUUUCACAUGACUUCUCACACAGGUGAAAAGCCUUACUCAUGUCAGACGUGUGGAAAAGCUUUCAAUAUGCAAAAUGGUUUGACUCGUCACAUGAGAAUUCACACGGGUGAAAAGAAUAUUUCAUGUGAAACCUGUGGAAAAGCUUUCAACCAACAAAGUCAUCUGACGUAUCAUAUGAGGUCUCACACUGGUGAGAAACCAUUCUCAUGUCAAAUCUGUCCAAAAAAGUUCAGCAGAAAAGAUCUGUUGAAUGUUCACAUGAGAACUCACACAGGCAAGAAAUGUUAAACAUGCAGUAUAUCUACUAUUAGAUGGAUGGUGACUGGGAUGAACUUUUCCUUCAUAAUAUGCAUUGAAGCAUUCCUCCUGCUACGGUUGUCAAAAUGAUCAGCAGGUUGAUAUAUUUCUAUCAGUUGUUUGCCUCAAAAUUGACACUAAGGCAGCUGUUUACAUUCAUUCCUCCCCAAUAAGCUGCUGAAAGUUUUAAGCUUUCCUAACAGGGAAACAAUGUUCAGAAAAAGUCAUUAAAGUUCCUUUAUUUGCAUUUAAUUGAUGGUCCCUGAUUGAUAUGGUGAGUCAGUUACAUUUGCCGUCAAUCAUUCCUACAAGAAUUGCAAAAUUCCUUGGAAAUAUUUCUAAAGUACCAAAAAUCAUAAAAUCCUGGAGCGUCUGUGUACUUAAUCAGUAAAGAAAAUAUUCCGACUGAAAUGAAACAUGGCUGCUGCUGGUUGUAUCUGCAUGGACCAGGUCCUUGUUUCCUCUAAAAAUAUGAUUUCAAUGCUCAUGACCCGUGUUUGUUUUGAAAAUUCAUUUAUUUCAGUCUAGAAUGAUUCUUUGUUCAAAAAUGUAUUUAUAUCAACAAUAAUUUGACAGAGAAAUGUAAAAAGAAAAAGUAAAUAUAUAAUAUAUGUGUUGGUAUGGGAGAAGCAAUAAUAUUGUUUAAGUCUGGAACAUGACUUGAAAUUAAUAACAAUAAUAAUAUAUUUAGGCUCUAAAUGCCAUCUGCUUUCCUCAGUGUUUGGUUUUCGUACUUAAAGUCUGGAAUUAUGUGAGGAUGUUGAGAUUUGACCACCUGUUUCACUGCUGUCAUUUAUCAACAUCACCAGAGUUUAAGGACUUCCUGUCUUGACAGGAAACAGAAACUAAUGUAUUUUUAGAGUUGUGGUACGAUUAGAGAGGAGCUACUGGCAUCACACCAUCCGUUACUGGUGCCUCUUGUUUUACCAGCUUUUUUGCCGUUAAGAUUUCUGGGGUUUUCAAAGUUUUUGUUAUUUUUUUUUCUUUGUGUUUCUGGAUCGCAGCAUUUAGAAAUGCUGCUGUCUGAAUAUAUUUGCCUCUUGGAGUUCCUG